AUGAAAAAGGCUGCAAAUAUUGUUCCCCUCAAUAGAUCAAAAUUAGAACAGAGUUAUGGCUGUGUAUCAUUUUGCUUUAUUACCAUCGGCUUACUACUUACUAUAUUUGCUGUUUUCCAAAAGGAUUCACAAAUCGGCAAGGUUUGGCUAGCCGGCCCAACAACAAUAGUUGUCGGUUUGGUGUUAUGUGGCAAGGUAAUCAUCGACUGGAAGCCAGCAAUGAUGCAUUCACAGCCUUACAGUGAUUAUUCAAUUAAUAGGGUAAAAGAUGAGAUUGAUGUGGUAAAUCGUGAAAGUUUACUAACUCAUCCUCUGUGCAUAAUGAAUACCAAUUGCAUCGAUACGACAAGAAAUCUGAGUAAUCAAAAUUGCUACCAUCAUCACAGUCCCAUGCCUGAUACAGUAAAUAAGAAUGAUAUGCUCGAAUCUUCAACGGAUGAACAAAAUAGUUACUCAGCCUCCCCUUCUGUUCUUCCAACUGUUACAUUUGAGAAUGACGGAAAAUUCUCAUGCAUGCUAAAUCCAUUAUUAUCAUCUUGCGAACGAAAUAAAGUGCAACUCAAUCCUAUGGAAGAAUCACUGUAUGGAGCAAUACGAACAAGGGAAGCCACUGACGAUUAUAGCAGCGGAAUAGUUAGUGGACGCUUCUACCAGGGGGAAACAUUUGUACUUAACAAUCGAAACCAUUUAAUUUAA
Molecule: messenger RNA, 696 nt
Organism: Thelazia callipaeda (thelaziosis nematode)
Lineage: Eukaryota; Metazoa; Nematoda; Chromadorea; Rhabditida; Thelaziidae
Source: the annotation of a GenBank genome assembly